AUGCUCUUCCAACUUCCCAUUUCUGCUCUCCUCCUCGCCAUUGCUGUUCUAACAGAGGCUUCGUCCCAGCAUGGCCGUGGCGCCCACUUGGCUCAUGCGCGACGUCGCCCACUCAACCCCCGUGGCGAGCAGCCUCUGGUCGAAUCCAAACGCGCCAUAAACCGGAGGUCGUCAUGCAGAAAGAAGGGCUCCAGCGAUUCGCUCAUCGCCUCCUCCACAAAGACGGCUCACUCUACCAUUGCCAAUGUUGCUCAAGCUCCAACUACGACUUCGAAGAAGGCUACGCAGACAAACAAGAGCAACAACCAGGGCAGCAACCAAGCAGUUGCCGCCGGCAAUUUCGUCCCCAAGAAACCAUCCGACUGGCCAACAGCCACACAAGCCGGUCGGGUCCCAACUUCUACUGUCGCCAGCGCGCACGAUCCGUACCUCGAGGAGCUUUCCAAGGCCAUCGACUACUCAGGAUACGACAUGUUUACUCAAGUGCAUGAGGGCGACAUGACCUACUAUGGUCAAGGCCUCGGCGCAUGUGGAGAUGUGUACGACGACAACUCUUUCACCGCAGCUGUUUCCCAAGACAUGUUCGAUACCUGGCCUGGCGCGUCUGGUGCUCAAAACCGUAACCCGAUUUGUGGUCCCUUCGUGCCCGGCAGACAAGCACUCAACAAUGCUGGUCUCAUGGUCACCGCCAUCAAGUCCUCCAUCGCUGGACAUGCACUCAUUGGUGGCGAUGGCUUGAUCAACUGCGUAGGCAGCGCCGAUGUUCAAUGCCAUAUUCCCAUGACCGCAACCGUCACCCACGGCAGCAAGAGUAUUCAGGUCAAGAUCGUUGACCGUUGCGUUGGCUGCAAAGUUGGUGAUAUCGACCUCACUCCUGCCGCUUUUGCUGCUCUUGCCGACCCGGCUCUUGGUCGCACGAGCGUAAAGUGGCAGUUCAACAAAUGGAACUAG
This is a messenger RNA of Mycena indigotica, 951 nucleotides long. Its product is annotated as DPBB-1 domain-containing protein. The coding region runs from base 1 to 951 and encodes 316 amino acids. The transcript has 3 exons. Lineage: Eukaryota; Fungi; Basidiomycota; Agaricomycetes; Agaricales; Mycenaceae. The record is from RefSeq and is a predicted model, not a curated record.